Plodia interpunctella (Indianmeal moth) is the source of this 2144-nucleotide messenger RNA. RefSeq names its product organic cation transporter protein-like. The transcript has 3 exons. Lineage: Eukaryota; Metazoa; Arthropoda; Insecta; Lepidoptera; Pyralidae. Gene Ontology annotation, cellular component: membrane. Bases 221 to 1690 code for a protein of 489 amino acids. The record is from RefSeq and is a predicted model, not a curated record. Gene Ontology annotation, biological process: transmembrane transport. Gene Ontology annotation, molecular function: transmembrane transporter activity.
CCCGAUGAUUAUACGCACGCGACGACGCGUCGCGACAGCUUGUCUAAACAAUCAUUUAGUCUUCUGGAACAAGACAAGACUAACAAUACCAUAUUUCAGUGAAUAGCUUAUCUGUAAAGUACGUUACUUUUACUAUAAAAAAAUUAAAACUUGAUUAUUGAAUGAGCAUUAAUAGUGUAAAGGCAUAAGGGAGUAUCAAGUAUAACCAAGUGAAGUGGAAAUGUCAACUGAAGAUGGUAUAGAAAAAAUUGUUGGUCGAUUUGGAAAGUACCAGACGUGGAUAUUAUUCUUGAUUUCGAUUGGACGGCUACCAACAGAAUUUCAGCUGAAUAUCGUCGUAUUCCUCUUGCCGGGAGUUGAAUACCAAUGCUUGGAUAGUGAUGUGAAUGCAACCAAUCAUUGUCCGUGUGAAAACCCAAAGUAUGACCAAAGCUCAAUAGCUAGUUCCGUUGUGACAGAAUGGAAUCUGAUUUGUGAUAGAGUAUCUCUUGCCAGCUUGGCGCAGUCCAUAAUGCAGAUCGGAAUUCUAACUGGAAGCCUCAUAUUUGGUUAUGUUUCAGACAGAUAUGGACGUAAACUUGCCGUACUCCUCUCUUUAUUUCUCGAGGCUGCCUUCGUCGCAAUGUCCGGCUUGGUCCCAGAAUUUUGGAUGUUUUUGGUCUGUCGCUUCUUGAUUGGAGCUGCAGUGGGAGGAACAAUGUUGUGCGGUUACGUCUUAUUUAUAGAACUUUGUGGAAAAUCAUUUAGGCCAUACGUUAUUGGACUUCAUGAAAUAUCAUUUAUUUUGGGAUAUCUUCUACUGCCGAUCAUUGCUUACUUUGUUAGGGAUUGGAGAAAUCUUCAAUUGGUGACUUCGGUGCCGUGGCUAAUGGUUAUAGUUUAUUAUUGGUUAAUUCCUGAGUCUCCCCGUUGGAUGAUUACUGUGGGCAAAAGGAAGGAAGCAAUUACUCUUCUUGAAUUUAUUGCCAAAAAGAAUAACCGACCGACGGAAAACAUCGAGCACAUUGUCGAUGAAAUGGAAAAGGAAACUAUGAGAGAAAACCAGAAACCUGCCUCAUAUGCAGAUCUGUACAAGACCCCAAACAUCAGAUUUUAUACAAUUGUGACUGCGUUCAUAUGGAUGUUCUGUUCACACACAUUUUUCGGAGUCAACCAAUAUAUCGGACGUUUACAAGGAAAUAUAUAUUUGAACGUAAUACUUUCAGCAGUUAGCUUGACUCCUGGGUUAAUCCUUGUAGUUUUUGCGACAUUGUAUUUAAAACGAAAAGUUAGUGUAGUAACUAGUUUUAGUGUUGCCGCUGUAUCUUUGCUUGUUUUCAUAUUCAUCCCAAGUAAUAUGGAAUCACUCACGUUAACUUUUGCCAUUAUAGGCCUGAUAGGCGCUUACACAUCCUUUGUUCAAGUAUAUUUGUUCACGUCUGAAGUAUUUCCAACUGUGAUCAGAAACACUGCAUUAGGAUUUGCCUCCAUGUUUGGUAGAUUCGGAGGUUUCAUUGCGCCUUUUGUGGUUAACCUGGGUAUAGAGUGGGUGUCUAUUUUAAUAUUUAGUGGAGUAGCUUUUGCAGCUGCCUCUUUGUGUUACUUGCUCCCAGAAACAAAAGAUAUAAUACUUUUGAAUUCAAUUGAACAAACUGAAAGUCAAAAUGAGAAUAUUAAAGCUCCCACCAAUAGCACAAAUGAUAAUAAGUAGUUUAUGUUUUGAUUAAAUCUAUUUUUUUCGUCUGUUUAAUACCUUAUGUAGCUCUCUGUACUUAUUUAUGCUUCAUGAAAGUUCUCUUAAAUAAUUAUUUUCACUGCGAAUAAAUACCUACAUUUACGAAUGAAACAAUUCACGUAAGUCAUUGUUAUUUAAAACUAACUAAAUGAAUCGUGUAUAAAACAUAAUACUGAUCGAUAACAAAGAUAUCUAAAAUAGAAAAUAAGACAGUAGAAGCGAAACUUUAGAACGUAGCAAUUUUAUUUUAUAAUGUUCAAGAUAUAAAUUUCGUUAAAAGCCAUCGACAUCUACUUUCUUACGAAACGAAGCUUAUAAAAGGUAGACAUACAAGAAGACAUAUCUGUUAUAUAUAUGUCUGUCAGGAAAUGUAUAUAUUGAUAAAAAAAUGUAUAUAUUAAUUAUAUAUUAUAUGCUUAUUCUACAUUUA